Molecule: messenger RNA, 2148 nt
Organism: Diospyros lotus (date-plum)
Lineage: Eukaryota; Viridiplantae; Streptophyta; Magnoliopsida; Ericales; Ebenaceae
Product: amino acid permease 8-like
Exons: 9
Coding region: 1-1965 (654 amino acids)
Cellular component (GO): plasma membrane
Source: RefSeq, a predicted model, not a curated record
AUGGAGUCUGGCAAAGGUGAGAAAAUCUAUGCCAUAAAUCUCGCUUUCCACAUAAACUCUUUCUUUUUCGUGGGCUAUCCUUCAAAAGUUUCUUUGGCGUUUGCUUCUUUUUCUCCCCCCAAACAAAUGCUUCAGUUCAGGCACCCAGAAGAUGCCAUUGGCCUUCGCCGAAGAAGACCUUGGCCUGUUGCAUCUUCCAUGCUUCUUCUUCCACCUUUUCUUUACUAUCUCUAUGAUCGAUUUAGUCCAAUUCCAAUUAAGUGGGCUUUGAUUCCGUAUUUGCAUGGUCUUUCUGAAUGUUUCUCAAAACUGGCCAUGAAGGGACAUUUUGCAGUAAGUAGGGGAGGAGGGGAGAAGGGGAAUUUACACUACAGUGACGAAGUGGAGUGUGAUCAGGGCUUAGCGAAGCGUGAAGGAGCUGUAGUUUCAUCUGGUUUUUUUACCUCCUUAUUGGGAACUCUCUCUCUCUCUCUCUCUCUCUCUCUCUAUAGUUAUUCCCAACUAAAGAGAGAGAAAUGGCAGAACAGCAUUUUCAGCCUGGAGGUGUGUGAAUCUGGCUUGAAUCCUCAUAAAGUUGCAGCCGACGGAGACUUUGAUGAUGAUGGAAAGCCCAGAAGAACCGGGACUGUAUGGACAACAAGUGCCCACAUAAUAACAGCAAUCAUAGGGUCAGGAGUGUUGUCCCUGGCUUGGGGGGUGGCUCAGCUAGGGUGGCUUGCUGGGGUCACCACUCUUCUCGUCUUCUCCUUCAUCACUUUCUACACUUCCAAUCUCUUGGCUGACUGCUAUAGGUCUCCUGAUCCAGUCACUGGGAGAAGAAACUACACCUACACUCAAUCUGUCAAAACCUACUUAAGUGGGAAACUGUAUGUGGCAUGUGGAAUUGCUCAGUAUAUUAAUCUGUGUGGGAUGAUGAUUGGCUACACCAUCACUGCUUCAAUAAGCAUGGUGGCUGUGCACAAGUCUAAUUGCUUCCAUGAGAGAGGCCAUCAAGCUCAAUGCAGCUUCUCACAUAAUCCCUACAUGAUAGCCCUAGGCAUCCUUGAAAUUUUUCUCUCCCAAAUCCCAAACUUCCACAAGCUUUCAAUCCUCUCCGUUGUUGCAGCAAUCAUGUCUUUUAGCUACUCCUCCAUUGGAAUGGCCCUUGCCUUUGCCAAGCUUGUCUCAGGUGAAGGAAAGAAAACAACUUUAACAGGAGUUGAAGUUGGGGUGGAUUUGACUGCAGCUGAGAAAACCUGGAAAAUGUUUCAAGCAUUUGGAGACAUUGCAUUUGCCUUCUCCUAUUCCCAAAUCUUGAUUGAAAUCCAGGACACAAUAAGAUCUUCAUCGGAACCUGAGAACAAGGUGAUGAAGAAAGCCAACACCAUGGCAGUGUCCACCACAACUGCAUUCUACAUGAUGUGUGGCUGCUUUGGCUAUGCUGCAUUUGGGAACCAAGCAAAGGGCAACCUGCUGACUGGAUUCGGAUUCUACGAGCCGUUUUGGCUAGUCGACUUGGCCAACAUCUUCAUCGUCGUGCAUCUGGCCGGAGCAUAUCAGGUGUUUGCACAGCCGGUUUAUAGCGCAGUAGAGUCCUGGGCAAGCCAGAGGUUCCCCAAGUCGAGAUUUAUUAGGGCCGAGUACCCGAUAGGGAUGGGAAAGAAGCGCCUAUUCAACGUCAACUUUUUCAGGCUGGUUUGGAGGACUUUGGCCGUAAUACUGGCGACGCUUAUCGCGAUGACAUUCCCAUUUUUUAACGACAUGCUGGGGCUUCUAGGGGCGCUUGGGUACUGGCCGCUGUCGGUUUUCUUCCCCAUCGCGAUGCACAUUGUGCAGAAGAAGAUCAAGAGGUGGAGCUGCAGGUGGCUGGGGCUGCAGCUCAUAAACAUAGUCGCGUUCCUUGUUGCUUUGGCUGCAGCCUGUGGCUCAAUCCAAGGCCUGUUUGAUGCUUUUAAUAAGUACAAGCCCUUUCAAGUCAAGGAUUGAUCAUAUUUGAGCCAUAGGCCAACUACUCAAUAAUGUGAUGAUAUAUAUGGAUUGUUUUUCAUAUAUAUAUGUAUCUAAGUUUGAUAAGUGUUUUGAGUGUUUGUAAAAUUUGGUCCUUGUUGAGUCUUUAGCUCUAAGGGCUAUGGAAUGCAAGCAUGGAUCUCCUAUGCAAUUCCUCCAAAA